CCAAUAGUCAUUAUACAACACGGAAACAUAUCUUAUUCGAUGGAAUAAUCAAGGCAUACUUUAUUUAUAGAUCACCGCCAUUUUGAUUUUUAAUCGCACAGAAUAUAAUUUCUUUUAGCUUUUAACUUGAAUGGAUAAAACCGGAAUUUGUAAGGAAUCAAAAGAUGGUAUUGAAUGCUGCGUGAAUCAUUAUCUUAAAGGAAACUCUUGUGAAGAAUGUUCAGUCGGUUGGUUUGGCUGGAAUUGUGUGAAUUCUUGCCCUUCAGGAAGUUAUGGUUGGCUGUGCUCAAAUCGCUGUGAAUGUCCGGAUCAGCUUUGCAAUUUUGUCUCGGGUUGUCCAACCGAUAACAAGGUCACUCUGACGUUAGAUUCAAACUCCUCGACAUCUACAAGUGCAAGGAAUAACACUAAAGAUGUCUUAGAGACGUCUAGCAAAGGCUCUUCUGAUCCAGCAGUAUUUCGAUCGUCUAAGUCACCAGACUUGUCAUCGUUAUCCUCAUCAUUUUCAUCAUUAUUACCAACAUCAUCGUCCACAUUGCAGUUAACCUCUACAACUUCCACCGUCUUAAAAUCAACUGUGACAAUGAGAAAGAUAUCUAACUCUGAAAAUGGGACUACAGAUAUCGCCGUAAUACUUGUACCCAUCGGAAUCGCUAUUGUAUUCCUACUUAUCACCAUUAUACUUAUGAUCGCUUGGAAACUAAAUCUUGUACAACGUCACAAUCAGGUUUUGACGUCAGAAGUGAUAACGUUGAAGAAUGUAACUCAGUCAAGCGAGGAAACUGCAGACUAUCAAGAAAUUAACCUUGGACCGAGACCAGAAAGAUCAUCUGAACAAUUCAAAGUGAAAGGGGAUCAGCAACAUUAUCAUACAAUUUUAGAGCAACAUCUUUCUCAGUCAUCUCCCUCUAAAUAUCAAGAAAUUAAUAGAAUUGAAGAGGAAAAAAUAUCAGAACAUUUUUCAACAGAAAAUGAGCAAAAUUCUUCUUCGGCGUAUCUUAUAUCUACAUCUACAAAACCUGCGCAUGCGUAUAUUGAUGUUAUAGAAACCUCACAGGAGGAUAUUGAGGCGAAGUCCAAAGCGUCUUUACUCACAGAGGAAUAUGAUGACACUCUGUGCCAUACCGACAACGAAUUCAAAUCGGCUGAAAAUAUGUAUCUUGAUGCCAUAUACAUAUAAGCUGCCAUGAAUUUAUAAAAUGCAAAUAAAUUUUUUAAAAAGUUUUGUUGUACGUUAUUGUUGGGAUAGUUAAGUAUUAAUUUCAUAUGAUGCAUGGAACCUUCCUAGCUUUAAAGUUCCUGGCCUCAAGCCCACAGACUGAGAGCAGACAAUUCAAAGUUUUGUUUAAGAAUAACUUGAGAUCUAUUCUAUACACUUAGGUGCAUAAAAAUCGCACGAUUUUAAAAUAAACAAAUCUAAACACGUAUUGACAGUUUUUCAACAUUAUCAAAAUUAUUUGUAAAGCUUAAAAGAUUUAAAAUUUUGCCUGAAGUGUUUUUCUCGAUCAAUUGUUUUAGAAUAUGUACUCAGUAUAGCCAGCAUUUGAAGAAUCAAUUUCAAGUGGACACUCAGGUUUAAGUUAGACAUUUUAAGAUAUAUAGAUAGUCAUCAUCUUUUAUCAAUAAUUAUUGAAAAAAGAGUUUUAAAUAUAUACUUGUUGUUAUCAAGCAUAUUAUCUGUUGUGGAUGCAAUAAUUUUGCAAUACUUUUACCUCACUUUUAGAAAACUUUCAAAAUUUAAGCACAUUCAAAUAGUUUUUCCGGCUCAAAGAAAUAAUACUUUCCUAAACAAUUUUAUUUUUGCAGCUUUCUGAAAAUGGUUUAAAAAACAAUGCACUGCAUAAAUCUCAAAUUUAAUUAUUAAUGCUUUUCAACUUAAUUACAGUGUUACUAAUAAGGCAUUUCCUGUCAAAAUCAAGAAUUUUUAAAACUAUAUGUAAUUUUUUUGUUUGUUGAACAAAAGUUUCAUAGUUAGAAUUAUAUGCAUGUAAUUUGUUUAUUGUUUGAAACCUUCAAUGGAGACUGGAAGAUGUAACAGGUACAUGUACAUGUUCAUUCUUUUUAUAGUUAUGAGAAGUAAAAAUAAUUGUAACAGUGUUUCAGUUGACAGUAAUUAAAGGAAUGCUCUAAAGCACAAUGAUUUAAUGGUAAACAACAAUAAUAGUAUAAACUUUUUAUGUUUUAUUAUUUAAAAAAAUCGUCUGAACAAUUAUAGAAUUAGAGAUAAUAUAGGAAUAGAAAUUUUGGGGGUAUCUCUAUUUUUCAUUUUUGGUAAUAUUAUUCUUAAAGUUAAGAUUAGAUGUGUUAUAACAACAUUGUGAAAAUAAGAAGUGUUAAAGCAAAUAUUAAAAAAAUACUUCUUUAUUUAUUAUUAUGAUGCCGUAGUCGAUGUUUUUACUCCAGAAAACCAAAAAUAAGUAUGAGAUUAAAAAAAAAAUAACAUAAGAGGUUCACAAUAAGCAUUAUGUAAUAAGGAAUUCGUGAAAGUAUCAUCAACAAUAAUUCUUUGAUAUAGGUGAAGUUGCAUAUAAAAGAGGGUACCCAUCAAUAUCAUAUAAAGAAUUACAGCAUCCAUGUUUGCUACGGGAAACCAAAAAUAUGUGUCGGAUCAAAGAGUCAAAUAUGUGGUCACAAUAGCACUAUGUAACGAAGAUUUCGUGAAACAUUCUUUAAAUUUUAUUCACUGGUAUAAGAAAAGUUGCCCAUAAAAAAUGGGUACCCCAAACAGAUGGACGCACAUGUAUGUACACUUAGACAGACAGAUGGACGGACAUCCCAAUCACUGUAUACCCUCCCAAUUUUCAAGAGGGAAUAUGAAAAUAAUUGAGAUAUGGCAAACAGUUAUCAAUCUUAGGAAACAUAUGUGCAGGGAACAGGGUCCAUGCAGGAGUAAGCAUCCACUACCGACGGUUACACCCUAUGUAUGCCCCUAAUCAUGAUCAGAAAAACGGAAAAAUACGUAGGCAUUUCAAAAUGUAAACUAGAGAUACUGUGAGCACUGAGAUUAAUAAAAGAUACCCCAACCCUUAUAUUUUUACAAUGGCAAAGACCAUGUUUUUUUUAUCUGGGAAACCAAAAUAUGUUUCAGAUGGAAAAUGAAAUAGGAAUAAUACAGUGACAUUAUGUAAACUUUGCUCAUUUAAAUGCUAUAAAAUAUUUUUUA
This is a messenger RNA of Saccostrea cuccullata (small rock oyster), 3163 nucleotides long. RefSeq lists its product as uncharacterized. The record is from RefSeq and is a predicted model, not a curated record. The transcript is spliced from 4 exons. NCBI's taxonomy places the organism in Eukaryota, Metazoa, Mollusca, Bivalvia, Ostreida, Ostreidae. The coding region runs from base 131 to 1180 and encodes 349 amino acids.